Messenger RNA from Brassica rapa (field mustard), 6874 nucleotides. Its product is annotated as LOB domain-containing protein 12. Lineage: Eukaryota; Viridiplantae; Streptophyta; Magnoliopsida; Brassicales; Brassicaceae. The record is from RefSeq and is a predicted model, not a curated record.
UUGCAAAACUUUAAUAAUAUGUUUAAGCCUUUUCUUUUUAAAAAAAUUGGAGUUUUGGACUAAACUGUAGUUGGAAAAUUUCUCCAAAAAUCAGUUGUAACUUAAAAAUACUAAUUUAUAGGAGUAGAUUAUCUAGUUAUUUAAAAAGAAAAUGAUACUCCGGUUCAUUAUAAUGUGAACCGGAAACUCUUUAAAUAACUAGAUAAUCUACUCCUAUAAAUUAGUAUUUUUAAGUUACAACUGAUUUUUGGAGAAAUUUUCCAACUACAGUUUAGUCCAAAACUCCAAUUUUUUUUUAGAUAGUCUGUUUGAUGGGAUGAAUAAUUCUAUAAAUUUUGUAUUUUGUCUUAUAAAUUAUCGUUUCUUAUAACUCUACAAACUAUAACUAAUAAGUGCAAAUGGACCAGAAAUAACGCAAAUGGUUAAAUUAGGCCCAUAUUUCCAAAUGUAAAUAUAAUGUCACUUCUCACAUGUGUGUUUUUCACAUGAAUAUGAUUUUGGGCCCAAACUUAUCAGAGAUAUAUCUUGCAAUAUGACCCAGUUUCCAAAUAAAAUUUUGUAGGCGUCGGCUCAAUUCUGGUCCUAGUUUCCUCGCGUUCUUAUUUCAAAAGUGCUAAGUAAUAAUCUGCGCUUAUGCGGAAAUGUAAUUAUUAGUUUUGUUAUUUUAAUAAAAAAACAUUAAAUUUGUUUCAUCUAGAUAUUAGUUCGGUUUUAAGUAUUUUUUAGCUUUUAAUCUUCUAAAAUAUAAUUAUUAUUUUAAAUUAAUAUUCAUUUUAGUUUAUUCGGUUAAAAUGUUUGAUUUUCUGUUUUUUAGGUAAAAACAAUGUUAUUUAAGCCUUUUGCCUUUGCGGCAAUAAGAUCAGCUAAAUUUGUUUAUAAAAACUUUAGGAACAAAAUAAAAUAUUAAAUGAAAUUUCCCAAAAUAAGUUGUGCCUACCAACAUGAUUAUGAUUAGCUAUUUUGUUCUUUUAGAAAUGAAAUGAAAUUAAACAUCGAAAUUGAAAUGUAACUCGGAAGUACAGAAUAUAAAUACAUUUUUGUCAACGAUUUAGUUUAAAAACACAACUCUAAUAAAAUGGAUAAAUCCAGUGGUGUUGUGUAAAAUAAAAGGUUCAUAUCAUAUAAAAAUAUAUUUUAAGUGAUUAUCAAAUGUAAUAGUAUUGAAAUGUUAUUUUGGGUAUUUUCCAAACUUUUGCCAAAGUUUACCAAAUUAUAAUUUUUUAAUAUAAUAUUAUGUAAAAAUUAAAAAAUAAUAUUAUCAAACAUCUAUAUAUAAAAUAAUAUAUUCUACACUAUAUGUAAAUUACAAAAUAUAAAAAAAUAUGCAUGAGAUUUUUUUAUAAAACAUGCAGUUCAUGAGUUUACGUUGAACACAAGUUAAAUUAAACACAUGCGCGGAGAUACUGGUAAGGUUCUAGUUAAGAAUUAUGUAAGGAAAAUGGAGUCAUGUUUCUAACAUAUUGUUGGUUCUUUUCACUUUUGAUCUUCUAACUUGUUUUUAUAAUAUUUCUAAAAACUUGUUUUUACAAAAUAUAAACAUUGAGUAUUUCUUUUAUUUUUGUUCAGUUGAUCUCUAGUCUCUUAACUAUUCCAAACCCAACACAAUUAUGUUUACGGUAUUAACAAUUUUUUAUUUACAAAACAUAUCAAAAUAAUACUCUUUAUAAAACAUAAAAUUGUCAAAGCCCUUACUUAUAUUACAAAACCUAAUAAAUAAUUUACUUAUCAAGGAAGGACUGGACAUUUUAUUCGUUGGAUUUGAUUUGAUUUAUUAAUCGUUUUGAUUCGAUCCCAAAAAAAUCUAAAUUUCCGUAGAUUAUCGGAGCAAAGAAAAUACUUAAAGUCAAUAUCCUCAAAAACGAAUUAAAUCACAAAUAUUAUUAUUUUAAAUGGCAGAUUUUUGUUCCGCUCCAACAUAUAUGUAAAUGAAAUUAAAAUAUAUAUUUUAAUAUAAUUUUUACAGUUCUUAUUUUAACUUACAAUUUAAUAAAUUUAAUUCACAAAUUUUUAGUUAAAUAUUAAAUGAAGAAAAUAAAAUAUUUAUAAAGUUGUAUCAUUUUUUAUAGAUUUACUUGUGUUGAAUAAAACUUAUGAGAUACUCGUUAAUAUUCAUAAAUAUCUACAAAUAUUUUAGAUAUAUGUAUUUCUUUGAAAUAAAACAAAAAAAAAUUCUAAAACACGGACAAAUCACGAAUACCAAAAAAUAUUACUCCAUCUAUAUCACUUAAAGUGAUGUUUAAGAAUUUUUAUUUUAUUUCAUAAUAAGUGAUGUUCUCAAUAUUUUAGAUAAAAUUUAAUAUUAUUUAAAAUUUGUAACUAAUUACAAAAUAUUGUAUUUUUUAUUAGUUGAAUUAUUUUUAUUUAAUGAUAUUUUUAUGUAAUCAAAAUACAUUACAUAAAAUUUGUAUUUUCUUAAACGCCAUUUAAAAUGAUACAGAUUAAUAUUCGCUCUGUGGCUACUCGUGUAUAUCUUUCUUUGCACCCAACCAUCUCACCUUCCUCUGUUUUAUCUAUAUAAUAACUUAGAAAAGAGAGAAGAUUGAGACAUCGAGAAGCUAAUAAAUUUUUUUACAAAUUUUAUACUAAAAACAAUGAAUAAAGAUAAUGUUAGGAAAUAUCAAUGAAUAAAGAAAGAUAAGAUGUUAGAGUAGUAAUACGACUGUCGUGUGUUUAAGAAAAAGGAGAAGAGUCAAAGAACAACGUGGGGAAACUUCUCAAACUGCUUCGAACGCCAACCUAUCACGCGCCUUUGCGGUGUCAUCGCAGACGUCGCCAUUUAUAAUUACCGUGUAAUGUGCCUGUAUACCCCUCUUAUAGUUCAAAUUGUGGAUCUAUUUACAUGUUAAGAGGAAAAAUACAAAGGAUUUUACCCAAAGAUAAAUAAUAUAAAGAAUAUUCAGACUCUUCAAGAAUCAGCAAAAUGUUACGGCUAGAUAUAUAAAUACAUUUCCAAUUAAACAAAGAACGGGAUAACCACACAGUUGCCAACGGGAGCAAAUGAAUGAGCUAGCUGAAACCCAACUUUUAUAUAUUCAAAGUUUUAGUUUGAAUUAAUAUUUAAUAAUGAUGAAAUAAUAUGCAAAAUAAAUUUUAAUCCAAGUAAUACUAAUUAGUUUUAAAUUGCAAUUUUAUAAUAAACUUAAACAUUACAUGGUAUUAAAGUCACCCGAUUGUUGGAUCACUUGAUAUUAAUUUUACAAUUGUUCAUAAAUAAAUAUAAUGAGAUUUAAAUAAAAUAAAUUUUCAUAACGAUAGUUAAAUAUAAUAUUAAAAGUAAGUGUAAAUUCUCUCAUUAUCAAAUCAUCAAUUAGUUUUGAGUUGAACACUUAUAAUAAACUCAAAUUUAACAACCAGUAUUUGAGUAUUGGGACACAGUUGUGAAAUAUAAUACUAAUAAAUAAGUGUUAUGGAAUUAGGUGAACUAAUGUUUAUAACAACUCAGACAGAAUGCUUAAUAGUAACAAUUUAACAAAUUAAUGUAAUUGUUAAAGGAAACCCCAACAAUUUUAAUUUAAGAAAAAUACAGAAGAAUACUGGUGAAAUUUUAUGGCUAACUGGAUUCAAGAAAAGCAAUAUGACUUUGUCGUAAAAAAAACCAAAAAAGAACUAAGGAUGGACGUUGUUUUCAUAAUAAUCAAGUCAAGAAUAUAUCUUCUUAGUUCGAGUUCAUAAGCCUUAAAAAACCUAUUAUAAAUACACACCUCUCAAACGUUUAGUCAGGAUUAAAUGAACACAUGUGAACACCAACCUAGCUCGUUCUCCACAAAGCCUUCAAAAACCUAUUAUAAAUACACACCUCUCAAACUCUCUCCCUUCAACUCUAAGCUUUGCUUUCUUCCUUCUAUAUUCUCAAACUUCCAGAAAACCUCAAACUUCGAGACGUACGGUGAGAUCGUGAUCAAAGUAGACAUGGGAGGUCCAGGAUCAUCACCAUGUGCUUCGUGUAAGCUUCUUCGAAGACGCUGUGCCAAGGAAUGUAUCUUUGCACCUUAUUUCCCUCCUGAUGAUCCUCAUAAAUUCGCCAUUGUUCAUAAGGUCUUCGGGGCAAGCAACGUCAGCAAAAUGUUGCAGGAGCUACCGGUUCAUCAAAGAGCCGACGCGGUGAAUAGUCUGGUUUUUGAAGCAAACGCACGAGUUAGAGAUCCGGUAUAUGGCUGCGUAGGAGCAAUCUCCUACUUACAAAAUCAAGUCACCCAGCUUCAAAUGCAACUAGCAGUGGCUCAAACCGAGAUUCUCUGCAUCCAAAUGCAACACGAGCCAACUUUACAAUCUCAUCACGAAGUAUUUGAACUAGACCAAGACGACAAAGCUCACUUGCUACACAGCAACAAUAACAGCAUCAAUAACUGCAACAACAACUAUAACUUGGCCUAUGCUAUGUCUUCUGGACAAUUGAAUUCUAAUUUUGCUUCUCCAAGCAGUAUAAUACAGAUGCAAAUGCAAGACCCUCUUAAGCAAGAAUCUCUUUGGACUUGACUUAAGCCAUUGUUAUAAAAUUAAUAUUUGUUGUUUGGAAAACUCAGUGAAGGCUCGACAAGUUUGCUUCGUGGCUAUGUUGAAAAAGAAAAUUUCUUUUUUUGAAAACUAUGGGAACAAGUUUCGUGUAAGAAAAGUAAUAUAUAAGUCAAAAGCUUAAAUGCAUGCAUGUGAUGGUGAUGAGAUGUAGUUAGAAGCUUUGAGAAGUAGAGAUCUGUUUAUUUCUCUUUUAAUUUUGUUUCUUACUUUUGUUCCUUUUCGCAUCGUCUGAACAAUGAAACUUUAGAUCUAAUUCCAAACCUAAUUUAAUCUUUUUAAGUCUUCUAGUUUUUUUCUUUACCAACUACACUUCUUUCCCAAAGAAACCCACUCAAAAUUUUGUCGCUUUCAAACUAUGAGAAAAUUGCAUGGGUUAAUAUAAAUACUUAAUAAAUUUUAAUAAAGUUAUCUUAGAAAACAAAAGCAAGUUUGCUUUUGCGGAAUAUAUAUUCUUAUGUAUCCUAAAUUGUAGAUUUUGUUUCUACUUGCGAUAAAGUGAAGUGGAAAUCCACUUUUUAUACAAAAACAAAUCUACAUGAUUCAACCUUUAAAAUUUGUUUGACUUACUAUAUAUAUAUAUAUAUAUAUAUAUAUAUAUAUAUUAAUUCGACCGACCUCAUUUGAUUAAUCAUAGGCAACACGUUAGAACGUAAAGUCGCCUGUACUGUUGCCUUUGUACUAGACCUUUUCUUAAAAAGAAAAUAUAAUUUUUAAUUGAUCAAACUCAAUUAGAAAAGAGGAGGAGGAGACGUUGAAUUUGAUUAUGAUAUCUCCGUGACUCCAUCGCUAGUGUUCAUGUGAUCAGUAGACGAAAAAAAUUCAAAAAUACUGCCUGUCGACAAGGGAAAGAAUCUUAUGACUAAAAACAAUCGAUCAUGUUCUUACAAAAAUUAUUAUAUUAUUUUCUAAUGCUCUUAACUUGUUUCUAACGAUCAUUUCAAGCGAGAGAAUUUUAUUUCUUUUUUUUUAUCAACAGCGAGAGAACUUAUAACUGUCUUAUUCAUAUCAUAAAUUAUUGGGAUGAUAUAAAUAAUAUAUCUUCAACUUUACGUAACAUUUUUUAAUAAGGAAAAUAAUUAUAUUUGUCUGUUUGUUGAAACUCUCUUAACUUUUAGUAUAUUAUAUAGUACAUUACACUCAUGUAUACAUCUAGUUAAUUAUGCAUGUCUAGAUUUAUAAAAAACAAAAACAUCAAAUUUGGUUAAGAAGAAACAAAAUUUAUGUAAAUAUAUAUUGGCCAUGUGUUAUCUAGUUUCUUUAAUCUGCCAAACUUAAGUUAAUUAAAAAGCAGAAGAGAGUAUCCAGAUAAAUGAUUUGAUUACAAUGACAGAAUAACACUAAGCUUUUUUGGAUUAAUAAUAACACUAAACUUUACACACAUACUUCAAACUUGUUGUCGCUUAAUUAAUUUAUGCAGACCUCAACAAACUUUCUGUUGAGGGCUAACAUAUUCAGAUUAUGAAAUUUAAAGCGUAUAAGUACGUGGAAAUCAAAUUAUAUAUAGCUUCACAUACUCACUCUUCAAAUGUACUUAUGACAGAAGGAUGCUAACAAAAUAGAAUAUUGGACGAAUGACAUGAGAAUGCUAAUUAAGUAGUCUAGUGGCAUCUUUUUUUAUAUAUAAAUAGAGUCUAGUGGCAUCUUCAAUAAUUAUACUAUAUCUUUAUUUUUUUCAAAAUGAAAUAUUAUAAGUAUAUUCUGUUAUUAUUAUUAUUAUUAUAUUUUAAUCAUGGGUUAUAAAAUUUUAAUUUUAUUAUAUUUUCUAAAAGAUGCAAAAAAAAAAUAUCUUAAUUACAAUAUCAUUAUAUAAAUAAAUAUAAAAUCCAAUAAACAUAUAAUUUAUCUAUGAAUGUAUAUAUAGUAGUCUUAGUAAACAAUGAAACCUUUUAUUUAAGUAUUAACAGGAAAUAUUUAAUUUUAGAUAUAAUAUUAAUUAAUUACAUAGAAUCAUUUUAUAAAUAAAACAGCUUAAAAUUCAAAAUUUCACCACUGAAAACACAUUUCUCACAUUUUUUUAUAUUUUCUCUCAAAAUAAUGGAUCAUUUAAAAUGGUCUAGAUUGUGUACUGAACUUUUGGGUUUAUUAAAAAAAACUGAACUUAUAUGUGUAUGUACUUUAUAGAUGAAAUACAUAGGAAUAAUUAAUCGGCCAUGUGUAAAUGUUUCGUCCAUGUCCAUCACAUGCAAAUGCUUUUUUUUUAAACCAUUUUACAUACAAAUGCUUUUUUCAUGAUAAACUACAGUUAUCAAACAACGUAGAAACUGAAAGUAUAUUUAAAGAACAUAAACUACAUGUUAUAAGAAAUAUUUCUGAAACAAUUAGGUGAAACGUCAAAUACCUAGCUAGUCCAUGUAAUAAC